UGCAGUAGGUGGGCGGAGCGUGGCUUGGUUGUACGAGAUAGUGCAGUUGUAGUAGUAGACCUGCCCAGUCGUAGAGAAUUAGUGAGAUAUUUACUGUUUAGUACUUUCACUUCGUAUAUCUUAUAUAUCCGUUCAUUCAGACGGAUUUGCACUCGGAAGUGGGGUUUCACGGUUUAUUUUAUCUAGGUGCCGGCGUGUUUGGAACGUGUUGCCUGCGAUGGAGGGUUCGUCGGGAGAAGGUGACCUGUUUACAGUGAAACAUGAGCUGAAAAAUGCGAACCUGACGGGCCAUGCGGAGAAAGUGGGAAUUGAGAAUUUCGAACUGCUCAAGGUGCUUGGCACUGGAGCCUACGGGAAGGUGUUCCUCGUGAGGAAGGUCAGCGGCCAUGACGCGUGCAAGCUGUACGCCAUGAAAGUCCUGAAGAAGGCCACGAUCAUCCAGAAGGCCAAGACCGCAGAGCACACGCGGACAGAGCGGCAGGUGUUGGAGCACAUCCGGCAAUCACCGUUCCUGGUCACCCUCCACUACGCCUUCCAGACGGACACCAAGCUGCACCUCAUCCUGGACUACGUGAACGGGGGAGAACUCUUCACACACCUGUCCCAAAGAGAACGAUUCAAAGAGCAUGAAGUGGCCCUGUAUAGUGGAGAGAUAGUGCUGGCACUGGAGCAUCUCCAUAAGCUGGGUAUUAUCUAUCGAGACAUCAAGCUGGAAAAUAUUCUCCUGGACAGCAAUGGCCACAUUGUUCUCACAGACUUCGGUCUCAGUAAAGAGUUUCUGGUGGAUGAGAACGAGAGGGCCUUCUCCUUCUGUGGCACUAUUGAAUACAUGGCCCCGGAGAUUGUCAGAGGAGGAGACACUGGCCAUGACAAGGCUGUGGACUGGUGGAGUCUCGGUGUCCUCAUGUACGAGCUGAUGACCGGGGCAUCCCCCUUCACUGUGGACGGAGAGAAGAACUCGCAGACAGAGAUAUCGAAGAGAAUAUUAAGAAGUGAGCCACCAUUUUCUUCAGAAAUAGGACCCUUAGCCAAAGAUCUGAUUCAGCGUCUCCUCAUCAAAGAUCCCAAAAAGAGGCUGGGCUCAGGACCGUCAGGAGCAGAGGAGGUGAAGAAGCACCCUUUCUACCAGAAAAUAAACUGGGAGGAUUUGGCAGCUAAGAAAGUCACUGCCCCUUUUAAGCCGGUGAUCCGCGACGAGCUGGAUGUCAGCAACUUUGCUGAGGAGUUCACCGAAAUGGACCCCACCUACUCACCAGCCGCUCUGCCUCAGAAUUCGGACCGGAUUUUUCAGGGCUACUCCUUCAUUGCUCCUUCCAUUCUGUUCAAACGCAACGCCGUGAUGAAUGACCCUCUCCAGUUUCACGGGGGUGCCGAGAGGCCCGGGGCCACAGCUGUGGCGCGCAGUGCCAUGAUGAAGGACUCCCUGUUUUAUAUGCACUAUGACUUAGACUUGAAAGACAGUCCGCUUGGGGAGGGAAGCUUUUCCAUCUGCAGGAAGUGCACCCAUAAGAAAACAGGCCAGGAUUACGCAGUGAAGAUCAUCAGCAAAAGAAUGGAAGCACAAACUCACAAGGAAAUAGCAGCUUUAAAACUCUGUGAUGGGCACCCCAACAUUGUGAAGGUUUAUGACAUUUAUCACGAUCAGUUGCACACGUUUAUGGUGCUGGAGUUGCUGAAAGGCGGGGAGCUGCUAGAGAGGAUCCGGAGGAAACGGCUCUUCAGCGAGACGGAGGCCAGCCGGAUCAUGCGCAAGCUGGUGUCGGCAGUUAGCCACAUGCACGAUGUCGGGGUGGUGCACCGGGACUUGAAGCCAGAGAAUCUGCUGUUCACAGAUGAAAGCGACGGCUCUGAAAUCAAGAUCAUAGACUUUGGAUUUGCUCGACUGAAGCCACCGGAUAAUCAGCCGUUAAAGACCCCGUGCUUCACCUUGCAUUACGCCGCUCCGGAGGUCCUGAAGUACGACGGAUACGAUGAGUCCUGUGACCUCUGGAGUCUAGGAGUCAUCCUGUACACAAUGCUAUCAGGACAAGUGCCCUUCCAGUGUCAGGAAAAGACCCUCACUCAUACCAGCGCUGAGGAGAUCAUGCAGAAGAUCAAACAGGGUGAUUUCUCUUUCGAAGGAGAAGCAUGGAAGAAUGUCUCCCAGCAGGCCAAGGACUUGAUACAAGAGUUGCUUACUGUGGACCCCAACAAAAGAAUUAAGAUGUCAAGCCUGAGGUAUAAUGAGUGGCUCCAGGAUGGCAGCCAGCUUUCCUCCAAUCCUCUCAUGACCCCCGACAUCCUGGGAUCUUCCACUGCUUCAGUGCACACCUACGUCAAGGCCACGUUCCAUGCCUUCAACAAGUGCAAACGGGAGGGCUUCUGCCUACAGAACGUGGACAAGGCCCCCCUGGCGAAGCGGAGGAAGAUGAAGAAGACGAGUACCAGCACGGAGACGCGCAGUAGCUCCAGCGAGAGCUCCCACUCCUCUUCCUCGCAGUCACAGGACAAAGCGUCCCCCACGAAGGCCUCGCAGCCCAGCCUUCCCGCCGACAGCAAUAACCACCCCGAGGCCAUCUUCCAUUUCUCAGAGUGAGCACAGCACACCGGCUCGGGCCGCCAGACCUUUCUGCUCCUCGGAGUGAGCACAGCACACUGGUAUGGGCCGCCAGACCUAGCGCUCCAGAACGUGAGCACAACUCAGUGGCAUGCUCCCGAGAAUGAGCACAGCACACCGCCAGACCUAGCGCGCCUCAGAACUCACUAGCAAUAGUCACAAGCGUCCGCCGACCGACAGAUCGUUCCAUUCACGGUAUCGCGACCCAAGGGCUCUGCUGUCGGCUUCUUCCUCUGCCGUAGAAACAGGCUAGGCUCUCCCUUAGCAGUAAUCCGAUCCGUGCCGACCUCUCGAGAGCCCGGGUAGAAGAAGCCUGUGCUUUUCUAACCCUGCUGCGUUCAGAUCAGAGAAGAUUAUUAGUUUACAGAUUUCCAACAUGUGUCGCAGUCGCACAUACUGUACUACAGUAUGUCUGCACUGCUGAGGUUCAUACCUUCCAUUUCAGCGCCACGAUAGGAACUGAAACAAACUGAAAUGCGUACAAAG
Molecule: messenger RNA, 3082 nt
Organism: Lepisosteus oculatus (spotted gar)
Lineage: Eukaryota; Metazoa; Chordata; Actinopteri; Semionotiformes; Lepisosteidae
Gene: rps6ka5
Product: ribosomal protein S6 kinase, polypeptide 5
Biological process (GO): regulation of DNA-templated transcription; peptidyl-serine phosphorylation; intracellular signal transduction
Molecular function (GO): magnesium ion binding; ATP binding; protein serine/threonine kinase activity
Source: RefSeq, a predicted model, not a curated record